Molecule: messenger RNA, 2562 nt
Organism: Bufo bufo (common toad)
Lineage: Eukaryota; Metazoa; Chordata; Amphibia; Anura; Bufonidae
Gene: SVOP
Product: SV2 related protein
Biological process (GO): transmembrane transport
Cellular component (GO): membrane
Molecular function (GO): transmembrane transporter activity
Source: RefSeq, a predicted model, not a curated record
AUGGAUGCCUCACAGCAACAAGAAAAAGUAAACCUUGAUUCAUUGGAAGCCUCUAACAUAAAUGUUGUCAAAUUCCGUCGAACUGGAGAAAGUGCCAGAUCAGAAGAGGACAACAUCUCUGGAGAGCAUGAAAUUCAAAUUGGACCUGUCCACACAGAUUUGGAAGCAGUGGAGCUGGAAGAUGGAACCACAGUGCCAAAAGAGUUUGCCAACCCUACUGAUGACACAUUUAUGGUGGAAGAUGCCGUGGAAGCAAUUGGAUUUGGGAAAUUUCAGUGGAAGCUGUCAAUCCUUACGGGACUGGCCUGGAUGGCAGAUGCAAUGGAAAUGAUGAUUCUUAGCAUCCUGGCUCCACAGCUCCACUGUGAAUGGAGACUGCCCAGUUGGCAGGUUGCUUUGCUAACGUCGGUUGUGUUUAUUGGGAUGAUGUCCAGCUCAUCUCUUUGGGGAAAUGUCGCAGACCAGUAUGGUAGGAAAACAGGUCUGAAGAUCAGUGUAUUUUGGACGUUAUAUUAUGGAAUCCUCAGUGCAUUUGCCCCGGUCUACAGCUGGAUUAUUGUGCUUAGAGGACUAGUUGGUUUUGGGAUUGGAGGUGUCCCUCAGUCCGUGACAUUGUAUGCAGAGUUUCUUCCUAUGAAAGCAAGAGCAAAGUGCAUACUUUUGAUAGAGAUAUUCUGGGCAGUGGGCACCGUGUUUGAGGUUCUGCUGGCUAUCUUUGUGAUGCCCACCUUAGGAUGGCGUUGGCUCUUGAUCCUAUCAGCCCUGCCAUUAAUGCUGUUUUCAGUUUUGUGUUUUUGGUUACCGGAGAGUGCUAGAUAUGAUGUCCUGUCCGGAAAUCAGGAGAAAGCUCUUGCUACCUUAAAGCGUAUAGCAACAGAGAAUGGUGCUCCAAUGCCAUUAGGAAAACUUAUCUUAUCCAGGCAGGAGGAUCGUGGUAAAAUACAGGACCUUUUUUCACCUCAGUUCAGAUGCACAACGCUGUUGCUUUGGUUCAUAUGGUUUUCCAAUGCCUUUUCAUAUUAUGGGCUGGUUCUCCUAACAACAGAACUUUUCCAAGCUGGAGAUGCAUGCAGCAUUUCCAGCCGGAGGAAGGCAGUCAAGCCAAAAUGUAGUCUCUCCUGUGAAUAUUUAACUGUGGAAGAUUACAAAGAUUUAUUAUGGACCACGUUAUCUGAAUUCCCAGGUGUGUUGGUGACAUUGUGGAUCAUUGACCGAUUAGGCCGGAAAAAGACAAUGGCCAUCUGCUUCUUUGUUUUCUCCUUAUGCUCCCUUCUUCUUUUCCUUUGUGUUGGACGGAAUGUCCUUACCGUUUUACUCUUCAUUGCAAGAGCUUUCAUUUCAGGUGGAUUCCAAGCUGCCUAUGUUUACACACCAGAGGUUUAUCCAACAGCUACACGAGCACUAGGUCUAGGAACAUGCAGUGGGAUGGCGCGUGUAGGGGCAUUAAUUACACCUUUUAUUGCACAGGUGAUGCUCGAGUCUUCUAUAUAUCUCACAGUGUUGGUAUACAGUGGCUGUUGUCUACUGGCAGCAUUGGCUGCUUGUUUCCUCCCCAUUGAAACCAAAGGCCGAGGCCUUCAAGAGUCUAGCCACAGAGAAUGGGGUCAGGAGAUGGUGGGAAGAGUGCACACAAUUCUGGGGUUCACUCCUUCAAACUCUGGCUCACAAGAAUGACCCCUCACUUUACCUGUUGCUCACCCACCCACACACAGAUAGCCUUUCAAUCUCACAUCUACUGUACCAUUACAUGGAUGAAUUAAAGAAUGAACAGCAAUGGUCAAGGUGCUACAAAAAAAAAACAGCACUAUUAAGGUAAUGGGAAAAGGAAUUGUUUAUAGUCUUCUAAAGGGUUAAAAAUGUGCAGUACUGAAGUUUCAGGGAUGAAAUGGAUUCCGUUAAUUACUAUUAAUUUAAGAAAACAAUCAAAUAACAAGUUGUAUUUUUAGCUCUAACAACAAAAGCGGUAGUCAGCACUGGAUGUGAUCCUACCCUGAAACGACUCACUUGCUUUGGAUGCGUCAUGGCUUCUGGAUGCCGAACAAUGCCUUUUGCCGUUUCUUUUAUUUCCAUCUGGAGACAAAUAUGUCUUCACACUGCAUCUAAACAUAAUUAUUCUGACCUUUAAUUUAUAGACUAUAAAACUUUACGGCCACUUACCUAAUUAGACUCCCUUUACAUUUAUUAUCUCCAUGAAAUUAAGUUGUAUGCUAAUGAGUUUAUUUGAACAUAGAGUUGUAAAAUGUAUUUCCUUCAGUCAUAUUUGAUAGGAGGCAUAUCAAAAACGUACCAUCAAUCUUUCCAGAGGAUAUAAUUUAUGCAGUUAUUUUCUACACAAACGUUACCCCGUUCAGUAGUCAUUAGGCAUGCUCCGGAUGUGCUGAUGGAAGUCCCAUGGCAGAUCUCUCCAUAGAUUACUUCUGACAACCAAUAUAGCAGGUACCCCGAACAGUGUUUGGUGCAAUGACCAUGUUAAAGUUUCAGCACUGUCGGCAGAACACAGAUGCAAAUCAGUUACCAGUUGGAUGCUAAGAUUGAGAUAUUUUUCACAGGAAAAAUCUGAUG